UAUGUGCGGGUAUUACUUCUUGGUAUUGUGAUCUUCUCUUCUUUGUUGUACGGUGGAGUGGACUAAGGAGGUUGAUCUCCAACGAGCCUUGGCCGGAAAUACGUUCUUCAUUAUUGCAUGCCUACCGACUGCAACCUGAAUUAUGCCAGCUGGAGAGCAAUCACGGGUGAACGGUGCACGCGGGACUUCUGAAGGGACCGGUAGAUCGAAACGAAGACGGGUCGAUACUGAAAAUAAAGGAAAGCAGGAAGGUGAACUGGACGGCACCCCGCAAAAGCGACAGCGAGUAUCUCGAGCCUGUGAUCAAUGUCGCAGCAAGAAAGACAAAUGCGACGGUGCACAGCCAGAAUGCUCCACGUGUGUCUCCUUGCGUAGACCAUGUACCUACAGGACGAAUCCCAAGAAGCGUGGACUGCCGACAGGAUACAUCCGCACGCUCGAGUUGCUAUGGGGCCUUGCUUUCUCCGAGAUCGAGGGAAGUGAAGAAGUCGUCAGAGUACUUUUGAGGAAGGCAAACAUACUGCGACAUCUAGCGGCAAUUGGAAAGGAAGGAGAAGCUGCUGAUACCCCUCAUGCUACGUGGAAAAACAGUGUCGUUCUUAAAGAGAUUGAGAAGUUGCUUUCUGUCUUAGAACAGCAUGAAGAUGAUGCCGGAACAACAAGUGUGGGGGAUUCUUCGAACGCACCUCUCUCCGAACAAGACUCGCUUCAGUCUCAUACUCUUGUAUGGAAUGUCCCGGAUAAGUUUGCGUCCAUGGGUGACGCUCCUGUCUCUCCUGGAGAAGAGCCAAAGCGACCUAUUAAACCCAAACCGUCGAUUCAAUCAUCACGACAAGAAUCAUCACGACAAUGUGGAACACAAACGGAUCUGCCAGAACUGCCAGCGGAAUCAAAUAUAUUUACUUCUUCGCUUGCUAGACCGCAUAAUCCCGCCCAUUUAACGAUAACCGAUUCAGUGGCUUCGUCGGGUCUUCACCUUCCUUCGAAUGCUUGGCAGCUGUUUGACAUAUACUUCUCCUACACGCAAUGUUGGUUUCCUAUAAUCGAAAAGCACGAUAUGCUUAGAGCCGCGUUUUCCUAUAGUGACCGUCCUAUGAAUAUUUCAAGCUCUUCUCCAGACUCCGGGGAACACGCAGCCAUGUGGGCUGCGAUGGCGCUGGCGUCUGUACAAAAUGAAUCGUCUGCAUCCUCGCAACGGAUACCUUCACCUCACUUUGAUCGACUUCAGUCGGAAAGAAUUUAUGCAAUAUCCAGAAAUUUGAUACCCCAGGAGAGCGAAAACUACGGGCUAGGGCAUAUUCAGGCCUUAUUACUCCUUUCGUUGGUUAAGCUUGGACAACGCAAGUGGCAUGCUGCGUGGACCCUCAUCGGUCAUGCGGUCAGAAUCUCUCUGUAUCUCAGACUAGACCAGCCCUCAUUAUCCAGUCCGAGAGAUGUCUCUGAUGGAAAAGCAAACGGCAGGCGAAAACACAUUUUUCUAGCUUGUUUUGCUCUGGAGACACUUGUUGCAAGCCAGACUGGCAAUCUUCCGUACUUGAGUAGAAACGAAGCAAUGGCAGUUGGACCACUCGAUGAAGAUGGCUUGGAAGAAUGGCAUCCGUGGGAAGAUAUGAGCACCAUACGCCCUGAACGAACAUCCUCCGAGUUGCCUCGUCGUGAACCUCUCCACGCCCUAAGCACAUUCAAUCAUCUCAUCUCGCUUCUAUGUAUUCUGAACGAUCUAUGUCGUCGAAAGCGAGAUAAACUAACAACACUCGCGCAAUUGGAGCUCAUUGUGCAUGACCUGCAGCGCUGGCUGGCUGAUCUCCCUGCAAAAUAUCAUGUGCAGCCUCAAGCAGAUUCGUCUUAUCAACUCCCACCGCACCUGCUGUGCCUUCACAUAGCUUAUCAAAGCAUAGUCACGGCACUAUACAUUGAAGCUCUCCAAAAGGGACCAGUUUCCCUUGUACAAGCAUUCAGAAUCCGUCUAGUUGACAGUGCGAGAAGAGUGGCUCGGCUGAUGGAGGCAUACAUAAGCGCCUAUGGCGUAUCUGCAACUAUGCCUAUCUUCGAAAUAUUUUUGAAGUUAACUGGAUGGGAACCGUGGAGCCGGGAGACGCCUUCUCCUAUCCUCAGUGUUAGUCCGGAUCUUUUACCAGUAUUUCGGUCCUUAUCUUCUCAGAUAAGCCGUGUCUGGGCAGCAACUGUCACUCCUCUGCUAGAGGUAGCUUCUGUUGCGGAUAUUGCCCUAAGGCCCAUUGGCGAUGCCAGUCGUUCAUCACCCAGUGCGGUCUCGGAUAGGACUACGUUAUCAUCUCAUAAGCGAUAUCAUUCAAACGAUAUGAACAGCCGAAGAGAUAUAGCGGAAAUUGCACGGCCUUCUGAUCUCAGCUUUGAUGCAACGGUAGCUCCGUCGUGGACAAGGACGCUAUCAGAUGUCACCAUGAGUGCGGUGCCACAACAAUCCCCCAGCUUGGCUGUCCCCGAUGAAACAUUUGAGUCUUCACCUGAUAUACACCGAGGCAGUAUUAUUAUUCCAAAUGAUGAUGUCGAUCGUAAUACUGCCGGGAUUACCGCAAAGGUAGAUCCUCCCAUGUUGCCUGAAUUUUCUUCGGCACUACAGCCUGCACGAGGACCGUAUCAUCAAACGAAUACCGGCACCGACCCGUCUCUAGGACCAGUACUAGAUAUCGAUGGCUACGGUCCAGCACAAAAGUCUAGGAUAGCCCCGGACUUGGACACCCUGUUUGACGAAUUGGCUUCAUUAGACGGUGGUGAUAAUAGCAGGACCGAUAAUCAGCCUGAGUUCAUGCAGAACCUUGGGUUCGCUCCAGACUCUGGAGUUUCAGAACUCUACUCUUAUUACAGUCAGCUGGAUCCGUUGUUGCCUCCUUAAAAGGUAGCACCCCAUCCGAGCUCCCUAAUAAUCGACCCCGGGAAGCAAAAUUCGCCGGACUUUGUCUCUUUCAAGCACUGGGAUGGCAUUCAUAGUGGCUUCGAAGUCUCCCAUGGCGAAAAUUCUUUUCUUUGAGUUUUAUAUUUCAAAUGGCUUUACGGUGCCUAUAUGAC
Molecule: messenger RNA, 3048 nt
Organism: Paecilomyces variotii
Lineage: Eukaryota; Fungi; Ascomycota; Eurotiomycetes; Eurotiales; Thermoascaceae
Product: quinic acid utilization activator
Exons: 2
Coding region: 143-2875 (910 amino acids)
Biological process (GO): positive regulation of transcription by RNA polymerase II; DNA-templated transcription
Molecular function (GO): zinc ion binding; DNA-binding transcription factor activity, RNA polymerase II-specific; DNA binding
Source: RefSeq, a predicted model, not a curated record